UGACUCAGUAUUACACUGUACUACACUUGAAUUGAUGUUUUGUUGAACUCAGCUUGCUGGCCAUGAAUUAUAUGAAGAGCCUUUGCCAUCUGGUGGAAUAAUUACUGGAGUUGGACCUGUGCAUGGAAAACUAUGUAUGUUUGUGGCAAAUGACCCCACUGUGAAGGGUGGAACGUAUUAUCCCAUCACUGUCAAGAAACAUCUAAGGGCACAAGAGAUUGCAGCUAAAUGCAGACUGCCCUGCAUGUAUCUCGUGGACAGUGGGGGUGCUUUCCUUCCAAAGCAAGCUGAGGUGUUUCCUGACAAGGAAAAUUUUGGUAGAAUUUUCUACAAUCAAGCACUGAUGUCAGCUGAAGGCAUUCCCCAAAUUGCACUGGUACUAGGUUCUUGCACAGCUGGUGGGGCUUACAUACCUGCAAUGGCGGACGAAAGUGUAAUGGUCAGAGGAAAUGGAACAAUAUUUCUUGCUGGACCUCCACUUGUGAAGGCUGCUACAGGAGAAGAGAUUUCUGCAGAAGACUUGGGGGGUGCAACCGUGCAUUGUAGAACUUCAGGUGUUUCAGAUUACUUUGCUCAAGAUGAACUGCAUGCACUUGCUAUAGGGAGGAAUAUAAUUAAGAAUUUGCACAUGGCUGGGGGUGUAAAUGAUCAUCUCGUACCUGAUUACAAAGAGCCAUUGUAUGAUGUAGAAGAACUUCGUUCUAUUGCACCAACAGACCUCAAACAGUCGUUAGACAUCCGAUCUAUUAUAGCUCGCAUUGUAGAUGGAAGUGAAUUUGAUGAAUUCAAGAAAUUGUAUGGCACUACACUUGUAACAGGUUUUGCAAGAAUUCUUGGGCAACCUGUUGGGAUUCUUGGAAACAAUGGCAUAUUAUUUAAUGAAUCUGCUUUAAAAGGAGCUCACUUUAUCGAAUUAUGCACUCAACGUAACAUUCCCUUGAUCUUUCUCCAGAACAUCACGGGAUUUAUGGUUGGCUCAAAAUCUGAGGCCAGUGGUAUAGCAAAAUCUGGAGCUAAAAUGGUUAUGGCAGUUUCUUGUGCAAAGGUACCCAAAAUUACAGUUAUCAUUGGAGGAAGCUUUGGAGCAGGAAACUAUGCAAUGUGUGGACGUGCAUACAGCCCUGAUUUCAUGUUCUUUUGGCCAAAUGCCAGAAUAUCUGUGAUGGGUGGAGUUCAGGCUGCUGGGGUGCUGGCUCAGAUAGAAAGGGGAAACCGGAAGAAGGCUGGAAAACAGUGGAGCAAGGAAGAGGAGGAAAUUUUCCGGACCAGAGUUGUGGAGGCAUAUGAGCGAGAAGGCAGUGCAUAUUAUUCCACAGCCAGACUUUGGGAUGAUGGCGUCAUCGAUCCUGCUGAUACAAGAAAAAUAUUAGGCCUUUGCAUUGCUGCAUCCAUGAACCGCAAGCCAGAAAGUACACAAUAUGGUGUUUUCAGAAUGUAAUGCUACGAACUAAUGAUGAAUUGCCGACCAUUAUCUCGUCGUUCAUCCUCGAAGACUAGCUGCAUGGAGGGUUGAACCUGUCGUUCCAAGAAUGGAAAAGAAACAUAGUAGCAUCGCUUAGAGGCCCAAGAUAUUUAGGUUCGAUUUUUGCAGUUCAGAUGCCGGAUUUGAUGGUCUGAACUUGUAAAUUUCUGACUUGUAAAAUCUGAUGAAAAAAUAUCUUUCUUUUGGGCAGCUGGUAAUGUGUAUUGUGGAUGGAAGAAAAGUUGAAACACAUUGUACAUGUGAAAUAAUUUGAUGCUAAUAUAGUACAGGUUCAAUUUCAUAUUA
This is a messenger RNA of Olea europaea var. sylvestris, 1768 nucleotides long. Its product is annotated as methylcrotonoyl-CoA carboxylase beta chain, mitochondrial-like. Gene Ontology annotation, cellular component: mitochondrion; methylcrotonoyl-CoA carboxylase complex. Gene Ontology annotation, molecular function: methylcrotonoyl-CoA carboxylase activity. The record is from RefSeq and is a predicted model, not a curated record. The transcript is spliced from 8 exons. Gene Ontology annotation, biological process: L-leucine catabolic process. Lineage: Eukaryota; Viridiplantae; Streptophyta; Magnoliopsida; Lamiales; Oleaceae. The coding region runs from base 137 to 1438 and encodes 433 amino acids.